This is a messenger RNA of Desarmillaria tabescens, 962 nucleotides long. RefSeq lists its product as uncharacterized. The coding region runs from base 1 to 762 and encodes 253 amino acids. The transcript is spliced from 4 exons. NCBI's taxonomy places the organism in Eukaryota, Fungi, Basidiomycota, Agaricomycetes, Agaricales, Physalacriaceae. The record is from RefSeq and is a predicted model, not a curated record.
AUGGCCCAUCUCACCAGAAGCGCAAAGUCUGGGAGUGACUGGACGAUAAACGACUUGGAGGCGUAUAACAUCAACACUUUCUUUGGAGGGCCUCUUCUCGCUUACCAUGGUCCAGCGGACUUUCUUCAGCACCAAUGUGGAACGCCAGGCCGCGGACUUGAUGCCGCAUCGAGUCCACUUCUCAAGCGCUUGGAUUUGGCAGCCCCCGUCACUGAAGGGGAAGAAUCUGCUGUGGUCGGUUUUACCGCUGAGCUGCUACGCUUCCUAGGGUAUGAAAGGCAGGAUACUAUGGUUCGCACCCGGAAGAAUCUUCGUCUCCUUAUAUGCGACGAGUUUGUCUAUGCGCAAACAGAUGUCUGUCUUUUGAACAUUGAAACAUUAUCGGCGUUGCUGCUUCUGAUUGCACAAGCCAUCGCUGCAUUCCAGGAGAACAACAAACGGCGAGCCCGAUUGUUCCUCAAUUCGUUGCCAGUCCAAAUCAUACCAGGUAUCACCAUGGUUGGUACCUUCCCGACUUUCUAUAAGAUCGCCGUGACGUCCGAACUUGAUCAUUCUAUCCGACAUGGCCAAUAUCCAGCUACUGAGACCGUUGUUUAUUGUCACACCCCGCGUGUACCGUCAAGGCACAGGAGCGAAGGCAUGCAUUCUCUACCCAAUCGUGAGCUUCUUGUUCGUUGCUAUGAGGCUUUCAAGUCUAUUGUGCUGCGAGAUGAAGUGAUAGCUCGUAGUGUAGUCCUUUCGACGAAUACCAAGGGCGUUUGAUAUAAUUUGUUCAUGUACAAAUAUAUGUUCCGCUCUCGCGAAGCUAGCGUGGACAAUCUGAUUCCAUCUUUGACAGUUUCUUAUACUUUGCGCAAGAAUGACACGACAUCAAUUUCGACAGCAGCCUAUCUGACCCUGUGAGCUUGGGAGAUUCGGAGAUGUGAGUGUGUCGAAAUCUUAUCUGGUUCGCUUCGCGGACC